AUGAGUGAAAUUCAACAAAGAAUCCCUCAUCAGGUUCAAACUCCUCCUGUUCCAAAUCAAGUCCUUUCUCCUCCAGUUCAUACUUCAUCUCAACCUCAAACUCAACCACCCGCUCAAAUCCCAUCAACUACUGCAGCCACCGUUACUACCUCCCCAUUUCAACAACCUGCUAAUCCAUCUUAUAGUCAACAUCCUCAACCUUCUUCCACUCAUUUAUCAUCUGUGGUUUCUUCAUCUCCUUCAACUUCAGCUUCUCCCCUUAAUCCAUCUACAUCUCCUGUAUCCAUAAAUAAACCAUCUCACCAACAAGAAUCUACUGAGAUAAAACAAAUUAAACAAGAAGUUGUAGAAAAGAAAUUGAUUCCACCUCCUCCUCAACCUUCAUCAACCAUCUCUAAUCAACCUUCAAAUCCGGUUCAUCCAAAUGCUAAAACUACAACUCAUGUAAAUAAUGGUACCACCACUACUAAAACCAAUAUUACAAGUCCUGUAUGUCGUAAUUGUAAAACUCAAACUACCCCACUUUGGAGAAGAGAUGAAACUGGUCAAGUCUUGUGUAAUGCUUGUGGAUUAUUUUUAAAAUUACAUGGUAGACCAAGACCAAUUAGUUUAAAGACUGAUACCAUCAAAUCAAGAAAUAGAAUUAAACUGCAAAAUGGUAAUGCUACUCCUAAUAGUCAAAAAUCUUCAGGUCCAAAUACUCCAGAAUUAAAAUCGAAGGAUUCCAAUAAUAAUUCAAUGAUUUUAGGUACUAAAUUAGGUAAUAAUAGUGGUAAGAAAUCUCCUAAAUCUUCGAAAAAACAUGGAAAAUCAAAUUCAACCAAUUCAAAUCCAAAUUUCGAUGCUUCAAAUCCAAAUCCUUCUUUAACUCCUUUAUUACCUGCUACCAAUACUCCAAAAUCAAUCUCAACUCCAAAUCAUUCCAGUAAUAAUACCUUCCCUCAUCCUUAUGCUAAUCAUCAUCCUCAUAAUUUACAUUUGCCUCCUCAUUUACAAUCAGUUUCAUCUCAUAUCGUUCAACCUUUACAUUAUCCAUCUUCAACUCCAACUCAAUUUGCUCCUGGUUCUUUGAGAAUAACUUCUCCUUUAUUAUUAUCGAACUCCCUGUCAAUAUCAAAUACAAGAACAAGUUCAGAUAAAAAUAUUAGUACCAUUCAACAAGCAGCUGGAGCUUUGGAAUUGAUGUCAAAUGAAUUGGGUCCAAGUGCAACUUUUAAAUAUAAUGAUGGUGGUAGAUCCGUUGCUGGUGUAUCAUUAAUGAGUGGUGGUGUGAAACGUGAAAUAAGUAAUGUUGGAUCAUCAGUUAAUUCUUCAACUAUCUUUUCAUCAGUUCAACAUCCUCCAAAAUUACCUGCUUUAGGUCAACCUCAUCAUCAACAGCAACAACAAUCAAAUUCAUCUCAUACAUCUCCAAGUUUCAAUGCUCAAUCAAGAUCAUCUACCCCAGUAUUAUCAUCAGUCCAUUCUCCUGUGUUGCCUCCUCUUCAUCAAACUUCAAAUUCAAAGGAUCCUUUAAGUGGAUUACCACCAUUCCCAGUAUUGAAUGCAACUAAUAGUACCGGAUAUGUCCCACCUCCAAAUCAAUCUUCUCAACAACAUCCGAACGAUAACAACAAUAAUAAUAAUAAUCAAAAUAACAAUAAUGAUAACAAUUACAACAACCACAACAACAAUAACAAUAACAACAAUAAUAAUAAUAACCAUAAUAAUGGUAAUCCAAUUUUAAGUCAACAUGAAAUCACCUUAUUAAAAACAAGAAUUUCUGAAUUAGAAUUGGUUAAUGAUUUAUAUAGAACCAGAAUUAUGGAAUUAGAAGCCAUGGAACAGGCUGCUAGAUUAAGAGAAAAUAGUAUGAGAAAAAGGUUAGAUGAAGUUUAUAAUUUAGGAAAUUUACCUGUUAAUAAUAAUUCUACUCCAGUUGCUGCUUCAAAGAGUGCUAGUCAAACUGCUGCUAAUGACGGUAAUACGAGUAAUAACGCUAUUCCAAUCCCAUCUUCAUCGUCUAGUAUCCCACCUCCUUCUACAGCUAAUAUGAGUACUUCAACUGUUAAUGCUCCACAACCUGCAUCUGGUUUGAACACUACUUAUGGUCCAUCUGGUUCUGUUUCUUCUAAUGUGUUGGCUCAAAUUAGAGCUGCCACAACUCCAAGUUCUGCUCAUCCUUCUGCUCAUUUACCUACUAGUAGUUUGAUUUAUUUAACUGGAGCUAAUCCAACCACUACUACACCAGCUGGUACUUCUAUCCAACAACAACAACAAUCUCAACCUCAACCACCAAAUUUCAAUCGUUAUGCUUUAAAUAGUCCAAUUGAAGCUAAUAAGAAUAGAUCAUCCUUACCAAUUCAUCAACUUACAUCUCCAAUCACAAGUCAUGCUCCUCCUUCUCAAAAUGCAGCUACUACUUUACCUUCGAUUAGAAAUGUCACUGAUUCAAAUCCAUCUAAUUCGAUUGUCUUACCUAGUUUGAAAAGAGAGAAUGAUGAUGAAUUGCAUGAUUCAAAGAAACCUAAAUUGAAUUGA
Messenger RNA from Scheffersomyces coipomensis, 2520 nucleotides. RefSeq names its product Gzf3p (gene GZF3). Bases 1 to 2520 code for a protein of 839 amino acids. The record is from RefSeq and is a predicted model, not a curated record. Gene Ontology annotation, molecular function: zinc ion binding; DNA-binding transcription factor activity, RNA polymerase II-specific; RNA polymerase II cis-regulatory region sequence-specific DNA binding. The transcript has a single exon. NCBI's taxonomy places the organism in Eukaryota, Fungi, Ascomycota, Pichiomycetes, Serinales, Debaryomycetaceae. Gene Ontology annotation, biological process: positive regulation of transcription by RNA polymerase II; negative regulation of transcription by RNA polymerase II.